AUGUCUGGCUGCCCAGCUGUGGAUCUGGUCUGCAAGGAGGAGCUGAAGUGCCAAGAUGGCCCAUUCCCCAAGGGAGAAAGGGGCAAGAGCGUGCCAUGGGUCCUGGGCUGCGGCACCACGCACCGCCGAAGCGGUACCUUCGCUGCCAAAGCGGUACCUUCGCUGCUGGGAGCGCUGCCCUUCCACACUGGCUAUCGCAAGUACAGAGUUUCUGUGCACUUGCGGGAUAAGGACUCGGUUUUUUCUGCGGUGAAGUGUUACUCAUCAGCGGUACAGAAAUUCUCCCAGACUUUGCAGUCCUUUCAGUUCGACUUUAUUGGUGACACGCUAACGGAUGAUGAGAUUAAUAUUGCCGAGUCCUUUAAGGAGUUUGCAGAGCUGCUCCACGAGGUAGAGCUGGAGAGGUCCAUGAUGGUACAGAAUGCUAGUGAUUUGCUCAUCAAACCGUUGGAAAACUUUCGGAAGGAGCAAAUAGGGUUCACCAAGGAAAGAAAGAAAAAGUUUGAGAAGGAUGGUGAGAAGUUUUAUUCUAUGCUGGAUCGCCAUUUACAUUUGUCUUCCAAAAAGAAGGAAUCCCAAUUACAGGAGGCUGACCUUCAGGUUGACAAAGAGAGACACAAUUUCUUUGAGUCCUCCCUCGAGUAUGUGUACCAGAUCCAGGAAGUACAAGAAAGCAAGAAAUUCAGUAUUGUUGAACCGGUGCUGGCUUUUCUCCACAGCCUCUUUACUUACAACAACCUGACAGUUGAGCUCACGCAGGAUUUCCUCCCGUAUAAACAGCAGCUUCAGCUCAGCCUGCAGAAUACAAGGAAUCAUUUUUCCAGCACGCGGGAGGAGCUGGAAGACCUGAAGAAGAGGAUGAAGGAAGCCCCCCUAACCUGCAAGCUACCUGGGCAGCCGACCAUUGAGGGCUACCUGUACACUCAGGAGAAAUGGGCGCUGGGCAUCUCCUGGGUGAAAUAUUACUGCCAGUAUGAAAAAGAAGCAAAAACCUUACGGAUGACGCCCAUGGACCAGAAGCCUGGUGCUAAGCAAGGCACCUUAGACCUGACACUGAAAUCCUGCGUAAGGAGAAAGACUGACUCCAUAGACAAAAGGUUUUGUUUUGACAUUGAAACUAAUGAAAGGUCUGGGACCAUCACGCUGCAAGCGCUCUCGGAAGCCAACCGCCGGCUGUGGAUGGAAGCCAUGGACGGGAAGGAGCCGAUCUACCACAGUCCCAUCACGAAACAGGAAGAAAUGGAGCUGAACGAGGUCGGCUUCAAGUUUGUACGGAAGUGCAUCAACGCAGUGGAAACGAAAG
Molecule: messenger RNA, 1303 nt
Organism: Cariama cristata (Red-legged seriema)
Lineage: Eukaryota; Metazoa; Chordata; Aves; Cariamiformes; Cariamidae
Gene: OPHN1
Product: oligophrenin 1
Exons: 14
Cellular component (GO): cytoplasm
Molecular function (GO): GTPase activator activity; protein binding
Source: RefSeq, a predicted model, not a curated record